AUGGUCAACUUAAAUUGGCCAGAACAGAAGAGAAGCAGGCCAACGACAGAAGCCAGUUCUAGCAGAGGCAGAAUGGUUUCAAGGGAAACUAUUGAAAGGCCAAAAGCAACUAUCUCAGCUAGAGUAGUGCUCUGCAGCAAGUGCAAAUGUGAAGCUGAGCUAGAAGUGGUCCUGGACAGGCAGAGUCAGCCCAGAAGAGGAGGGUUCAAAGGCAAUACUGCAUAUUCCUCAAGAACAAAAGUGAUGCACAGGAACCUCCGGAAACCACUUCUGACAGAAAAGGGAAAAGAUCCGGAAAUACCUUCACAGGCAGAACAAGUAAUCCAGCCACAGAAAAUGUUGAAAGCUGGAUCUAUAGUUAAGCCUUCUAUCCAUCUUGCUUCAUCCUCAGACAAUCAAUUUAAACCUCCACAGAUACAAGGAGAAUCUGAACCUAUUCCAGUAGAAGGGCAAGAAGAGUGGAUUGAGGAAAAUAAAGAGGAGCAGCUACAUUAUGAGCCAUCUGCAGAUGACCAGAAUGCACUCCUCGAAACAGGAGAAUAG
This is a messenger RNA of Prunus armeniaca (apricot), 543 nucleotides long. The record is from the annotation of a GenBank genome assembly. NCBI's taxonomy places the organism in Eukaryota, Viridiplantae, Streptophyta, Magnoliopsida, Rosales, Rosaceae.